AUGAGCAGGGCUUUACUACGAGGCGCUGCAUGCCAGUCAUGUCGCCAUGAAAUUCUUCGAUCGUUCCUUGCCGUCUCGGGCGUCCCGAUUCCCCGAUUCACUGCCGUUAUUCGUCCCAGCUUCAACUCCAGAGCUUUCUCAGCGGUAGGCUCUUUGCGCUCUGAUCGGCCCCCUAUCUCAAAUCCACCAGAUAUCAAUCUGUCGCCCGUGGAAGAGAAAAUUGUUGAAGAGAGCGAGAUCGAAACGACAUCAAAUGCUCAGUCGACUUCCCGUGUCCCAUGGUAUUUGCAGGAGGAGUCACAAACCCCGGAAGAGCGGCCCAUACCUGGCGAUGAUAUCCCCGAGAUCCCUGAAAACGCACCCGAAAUGCUUCCAGUUCUACUCGAAUACACGUACAAAGAUCUUGGUUUGGACCAGCUAAAGCUCUUCGACUUGCGAGGGCUCGAGGUCCCUGCGGCAUUGGGUGCCAAUGUGAUCAUGAUCGUCGGAACAGCACGCAGCGUGAAGCACUUGAACGUCUCUGCAGAUCGUCUUUGUCGCUGGCUUCGGAGCAAAUACAAGCUCUCUCCGUAUGCGGAUGGAUUGCUAGGACGCAAUGAGCUGAAGAUCAAACUCCGCCGUAAGGCCAAGAGGGCGCGCGCGGCUAGCCAUGCCGGGCGUAUGAUCGACGAGAAGGACGAUGGAAUUACGACAGGCUGGAUCUGUGUGAAUGCAGGAGUGGUGGACAAGGAUGCGGCCAAGACGGACCUCACUGAUGCCGGAUUGGAAGGCUUUGGGCAACUGGAACUCGGCACAAACGUGGUGGUUCAGAUUUUCACGGAGGAGAAGAGAGCCGAUCUCGACCUGGACGGCCUUUGGCAGAGGACCCUGGACCGAGCUGAACGAGACCGACUUCGUGAAUUGCCUGAAUCUGAGCCCAUCAUAGAAUAUUCAACGACCAGCCAUCCCUCGUUCGGUGGUAUUGGUAACCCCAAUGGCCAAAGGAGGAGCAUGCACACUAUCCGACGUACCGUGAACACCGGUACGGAGUCCGACAAAUCUGAGCUACUUGCUAAUUUUGCUGCAAAAUCAACCACAGCAGAAGCUCCUGGCCUCGGAAUGAACACGGAUUCCCUGCUUCGCAUGCUGACUUCUCUCCCUCACGAGAAUGCCCGGGCCGAGCUUGGAGCUGGCCCCGAUGACUACAAUUCCACCGUUUUCUUGCAACUCCUAUAUGCCAGUCUCACUGACGACAUGUCUGCACGGGAUAUCGGGGUUCUUCGCAUGAAGCUGUACUCUAUUGCGGUUUCCCGGCAACACCCAGCUUAUAGCAAGGAUGCUCUUUUCAAGGCUUUCAGCGAUCUUCUUCGUGAUGGGUAUGAGUUGGAAGACGACCUUGCUUUUGAUACCGUCGCUGCGCUUUUGGCCCCGCGGUCUGUUCUUGACCACAAAAAUGAGCCUACAGACUAUCUCCCUCAAGAGGACAUUGAGCUUGCCUUGGAGGUUCUCGACCGUCUCAGCCUACGCGGUGUUCCGACUUUCAACUUCAAAGUCUUCAAUAUGCUCUAUCGAGUGGUUGACACGCCCAUGAACCCGCCCGAGUCGCCUUCAGGUCGGGAAUUGACGGAUUCAGAACAACCAAUACUGGCGACGAGCGGUAAAGAGUGGACCAAGUCUCAGCGGCUGAUGCUAAACCGCUUAUCAAAGCUAGUCUCCGCUGCAGAAGUUGCCUUUGAUGAAGAAGAGGCACGGCAGCUGAUGGUAACCCAGUUUCGAUGUGAGGACUACGAUGGUUUCUGGCGUAUUUGGCGACAGAUCCCCUUGAAGGGUACCGGCCGCACGCAAGAUGAUUACCGAAAUCUGUUCCAGCUGCACGCGGAUCUUGGGGAAGAGGGCCGAGCGCGAGACUGUCUCUCGACGUGGGUGCCCAUGAUGAAUCGAGAGUCUCCUGCCAUUGAGCUGAAGGGCCCUAUUGUGACAUCCGUCAUGCACUGUCUCCUGGUGGCAGACCCAGACAUCCAGAACCGAGUCGAGGAUGGGUCGCCCAGCUUUUUCUUGGGACUGUGGCGACGAUGCCAGGAGGCGCUAGCACGGCCCAGCCUGUGA
Molecule: messenger RNA, 2085 nt
Organism: Penicillium cataractarum
Lineage: Eukaryota; Fungi; Ascomycota; Eurotiomycetes; Eurotiales; Aspergillaceae
Product: RsfS/YbeB/iojap family protein
Exons: 1
Coding region: 1-2085 (694 amino acids)
Biological process (GO): mitochondrial gene expression; mitochondrial proton-transporting ATP synthase complex assembly; mRNA stabilization
Cellular component (GO): mitochondrion
Source: RefSeq, a predicted model, not a curated record